Hyalella azteca is the source of this 676-nucleotide messenger RNA. RefSeq lists its product as uncharacterized. The record is from RefSeq and is a predicted model, not a curated record. Lineage: Eukaryota; Metazoa; Arthropoda; Malacostraca; Amphipoda; Hyalellidae. Gene Ontology annotation, biological process: synapse organization. Gene Ontology annotation, cellular component: neuron projection membrane. The annotation marks the transcript as partial. The transcript has 5 exons.
AAUUGUGUCAUUCCAUGCUCAUGAGUGAUAUUGUAAACCUAAAUAUAUCUAAAUAAUGACAUGUCAUAACCUUUUCCUAGUAGUUCUUGUGAAAGGAAUAAGUCUUCUACGCCCAACGGAUGCAGACGAAGCAGGCGACUGGAAGGAAGAAACGGACUGGGAGCACAGCAGAUGGGCGAUGGCCGCACAGUUCUCGGGGUCACGCGGUCCGGAGUUCCUGCCCGACCUCAGCACCAACGUGACCGUGACGCUCCGGGGCCGUGCCGUCCUGCCGUGCAGGGUUGCUAACCUCAGGGGCAGAUCUGUUUCAUGGAUUCGUCAAAACGAUCUUCAGGUUCUCACCACUAAUGCCAUCACGUUCACCACCGACAAACGGUUCUCCGUGGAAGGCUACAAUAAAGGUGCAGCCGCCGUAUGGGAUCUUCACUUGAGUGACGUCACACAAGCGGACGAAGGAGUCUACCAGUGUCAGGUCAACACCAGGCCAAAGAUAUUCCACCCUGUCAGGCUUCACGUCGUCGAGGGUCGGGCCCACAUAGCGGGCCCACACGAAGUCUACCUCCACGCGGGGUCUCGCCUGCUGCUCACCUGCUGGCUGCUGGCGCCGCCCCAUCCUCCUCCACUUGUAUGGACGCACAACUCCACGUAUAUUUACCCAUUUUUUAGCUGUUUCAAA